UGGGCAACAAGAGCAAAACUCCUUCUGCAAACAAACAAACAGCUGCCUUGGUUCCUUUGGGUCCCCUGCUAUCCCAGGUCAGGGUAGGCUGGGUAAGGAGGGAAUGUGGUCCAGAUUUGUGCCAGAGAAGAAAGGCUUUAAACUACUCGGGGUUGGGGGGGGUGGUGUUCCACUGGGCCUUUCCAGAAAUCUUUCUGAGUCAAUAUUUCUUUCUUGACUUUUCUUCUCCCAUCCACCAACUGGCCAUAUCAAAUCCAACUCCUCCCAUCCCUAAAAAGCUGAAUGGGAAGCUGCUGUCAGUCAGUCCUGACCCCAGGGAUACGUGAGGCGCCAUCUUGCACUGAGGGAAGAUCAACCUCAGAUGGAAUUCAGCUUCUCGAAAGCUUUGUGACUGGGAAAGAAGCAGGCAGGCUUCGAAAGGUUUGCAGAAGGAGCCCAGAGUGCCCCUAGGGCUGGGUCACUGAGACCCUGGGACGUGACAGUAAGAGGCUGCAGGGCAAUGGGACAAACUCUUACUUCCUGAGGUCCUGAACCUUCCGAAGGCCUAGAAAACCCAUAAUGGAGGAUCGCUGAAGUCAGCUCCUGCCUUUAAAUCCAACUGCCCUUUUUACAUUUUAUUUUUAUUUUUUAUCUUCAGCUUUUAAGUUCAAGGGUACAUGUGCCGAUGUGCAGGUUUGUUCCAUAGGCAAACAUGCGCCGUGGUGGUUUGCUGUGCAGAUCAUCCCAUCAGCUAGCUGUUAAGGCCAGCAUUCAUUAGCUAUUAUUCCUCAGGCUCUCCCUUUCACCCCCCAACCCAACACAGGCCCCAGUGUGUGUCGUUCCCCUCCAUGUGUCCAUGUGUUCUCAUUGUUCAGCUCCCACUUACAAGUGAGAACAUGCGGUGUUUGGUUUUCUGUCAAACUGCCCUUUUAAUGCAGUGAGUGAGCCUGGUGCCUGUCCUAAACCCUCCACACCCCACUUCCGGCUCUCCAAAUCAGUUGACCAGCCAACCCCUGUACUCUGGGCCUACAGAUGGAUUUGAUUGGAAGUGAUCUUAGGACGGGCCGUCUUUUCACUCUCCUUGCCUCUGCGCUUCCAGCCAUCUCAAAUGGAUGCAACUAAAUGGUUUGGAAAACCCCUCCAACAUAAAACUUCUAGGAUUCUAGGACUCUAGGACUCUGCUAUAGAGCCAACUAUAAAGAUCUUCAGAGAAACACAUACCCCUGGCUCCAUAUCACCUGUCAGCACUUUUUAAAGCAGCAGCAUUUCACUUUGUUUUCCCCUCCACGCCGACCAGUGUGGUCUGCAGCAUAGAGUGAGCUUCUAGUGACACGAGCUGGAGGGAAAGAGGAAGUGCAUCAUGACAGCUCGUCCGAUGGACAAGGAACAUGUGAGCAGAGGAAACCUGUGCCGUUUCCGUGGGCAUAGCCUAGAAAGUGUCAAGACCCCAGACUCAUCUCUAUUCUCAAUGUGGUGCUGGAGCAGAAGCAAUGCUUUGAUGGUUGUUGCACAGCCCAGAGUGUCGUAAGCACAGGGAGAGUGAUUUCUCUUACUCCCAGAAGGGCUGAACUGAUGGAAGGAAUGCUGAUAGCCUGAGACUCAGGAAGACAACUUCUGCAGGGUCACUCCCUGGCUUCUGGAGGAGAGAGAAGGAGGGCAGCGCUCCAGUGGCACAGAAGUGAGACACAAUGGAAUCAGGCUUCACCUCCAAGGACACUUAUUUAAGCCAUUUUAACCCUCGGGAUUACCUAGAAAAAUAUUACAAGUUUGGGUCUAGGCACUCUGCAGAAAGCCAGAUUCUUAAGCACCUUCUGGAAAAUCUUUUCAAGAUAUUCUGCCUAGACGGUGUGAAGGGAGACCUGCUGAUUGACAUCGGCUCUGGCCCCACUAUCUAUCAGCUCCUCUCUGCUUGUGAAUCCUUUAAGGAGAUCAUCGUCACUGACUACUCAGACCAGAACCUGCAGGAGCUGGAGAAGUGGCUGAGGAAAGAGCCAGAGGCCUUUGACUGGUCCCCAGUGGUGACCUAUGUGUGCGAUCUUGAAGGGAACAGAGUCAAGGGUCCAGAGAAGGAGGAGAAGUUGAGGCAGGCAGUCAAGCAGGUGCUGAAGUGUGAUGUGACUCAGAGCCAGCCGCUGGGGUCCAUCCCCUUACCCCCAGCUGACUGCGUGCUCAGCACACUGUGUCUGGAUGCUGCCUGCCCAGACCUCCCCACCUACCACAGGGCGCUCAGGAACCUCGGCAGCCUACUGAAGCCAGGGGGCUUCCUGGUCAUCAUGGAUGCGCUGAAGAGCAGCUACUACAUGAUUGGUGAGCAGAAGUUCUCCAGCCUCCCCCUGGGCCGGGAGGCAGUAGAGGCUGCUGUGAAAGAGGCUGGCUACACAAUCGAAUGGUUUGAGGUGAUCUCGCAAAGUUAUUCUUCCACCAUGGCCAACAACGAAGGACUUUUCUCCCUGGUGGGGAGGAAGCUGAGCGGACCCCUGUGAUGCCUGUGACCUUAAUUAAAGCAAUUCCUUUGACCUGUCCA
Messenger RNA from Nomascus leucogenys (northern white-cheeked gibbon), 2503 nucleotides. RefSeq names its product nicotinamide N-methyltransferase (gene NNMT). The coding region runs from base 1668 to 2462 and encodes 264 amino acids. Gene Ontology annotation, cellular component: cytosol. Gene Ontology annotation, molecular function: nicotinamide N-methyltransferase activity. Lineage: Eukaryota; Metazoa; Chordata; Mammalia; Primates; Hylobatidae. The transcript has 5 exons. The record is from RefSeq and is a predicted model, not a curated record.